Molecule: messenger RNA, 1940 nt
Organism: Aphanomyces astaci
Lineage: Eukaryota; Oomycota; Saprolegniomycetes; Saprolegniales; Verrucalvaceae
Exons: 4
Coding region: 23-1801 (592 amino acids)
Molecular function (GO): calcium ion binding
Source: RefSeq, a predicted model, not a curated record
GCGCAAACUCGCUCGCUUCACAAUGGCGCGACCCGAGGGUGCCGACGCCGUGGGGUGGCGUGUCCAAGUGCUUUGGGAAGACGAGGGUGCUUGGUUUGAGGGUGUCGUCACCGAAUAUGAAGACCAAAGAGGUUAUUACGUGUGCUACGACGAUGGCGACGAGAAGUGGCAGCCCACAUCGGAUGCUGGGUCGGUGAAAUUCAUGUCCAACACUAUUGGGCAAAGUGUCGAAGCGAGGGUGUCUAGCAUUGUGACUCCGCCGGCCACGUCUCGCCAAGACAGUCAGCGGCAUGGGAUCGACGCCGUGGGGUGGCGUGUACAAGUGUUUUGGGCCGACGAAGGCGCCUGGUUUGAUGGGGCCGUCACCGACUUCAACGAAUCUAUGGGGUAUUUUGUCUGCUACGACGACGGUGAAACGAAGUGGCAGGUAUCGAACGACAGUUCGUCGAUGGUGUUCGUGUCGUCAUGCGGUACUAUCCCAGAGAAACCCGUCGAGACGGCUGUAAUUAGUCCUUGCGUCAAAGAGCCUUCCAGUCCAACCAAAACUGAAUAUGGCGACGACGACUUUGAACAUCAAGAUGACACUGGUGAUUCGAGCGUUCAACCAGUGCAGGUGGAAAAGGAAGCCAAAAUCAACUCGCCAAGGCCCAUCGAGCCAACACAAUCUACGAAUGAGGAACACCCGUUCCCAACACUAGUAGAUGUCCACGACAGGCUACCCAGUGCAGACCGUACGAACGAGGCUGCCUUCCACGACAAGCUACAGCCUACCAUGGCUUCAAGUACACGAGAUGACGACCACGACACGACGACGACAUCAACGCCUACGCUCGAACCAUAUCAAGUCAAAUCAUCGACAACAGUGAAACCUGCCAAGCCGCGACGAAACAACCCCGGCGUGUUUUUUCACGACAAAGAAACGCUCUUGGAAAUGAAAACCAAGUUGACAGCCAAGAAGAAGGCGCUGGAUGACCACCUGCGCCAUCUCCAGCUCAAAGUGACUACCGCUGAAAUCGCCGAAGCAGCGCAGAAACAAGAGGUCGCCGACUUGACGGCCAAGUUGACCGUCGAGCAACUGACGACGACGCGUCGAGUGGCGCCGCCAAAGCAAGUGUCCAAUGAAGAGCGCGUGUUGGAUUUGACUGUGAAGACCCGGCAAAUGAAGAAGGACAAUCAAAAGCUUCGGGCGAGUGUGGGCGAAGCGACGACGCGGGUGGGGGUGCUCAAGGAGAAGCUAGACGCGGCCCGAGCUGAAUGGCAUGCGCUACCAGCACAAUGCAGGACCUCCGUGGGGGAAAUAGAAACCCAAAUUGCGUUGCUGCAAGCCCAAAAGGAGGCGCUGAUAGCAAACCAACGCCACGACACGGUUGCGAGUAUUUCCGACCAAUUGUCAGACAGUGCGCUGGCGCUAAAACAACAGCUGGCGGACUCGGACUCGAAAGUGUGGAAGCUCAAGGCCGAGCUGCACCACUGGAAAGGGUUGGUGGAGCAGGAGCGAGCAAAAGUCGAUGCGAUGCAGGCUCAUCUAACAUCCCUCCAAUCCGACAUGCGUCCAUUUCGAUCAUCCAAACUCUUGUUACGCAGCGCGUUUGAUCGGUGCGACAAGGACAAGAGUGGGGACUUGACAGUAAACGAGACGAUUCAAAUGCUCCUACUGCUCGCGUCGCCCGACGACGGCGUGUCGGAGCAAGACAUGCGGUCGCACUUUGCCCAAACGGAUGCCAACCACGACCAUCGCAUCGACUUUGACGAGUUUUGUGCGGCCGUCGAUCGAUUGUUUGGCAACUCGGGCGCAACUUAACUCGGCUAACAUUCGAUGUAUGUCAAUCAUACUGGGAUAUUAGUCCAGGUUCGUCAUAACAAGAUACAACAUAGAGCUACAGCAAUCUUGCGUCUUCAACGGUCGGGACUACACUACUGCCACCAUGCGUGAAUCCGUG